UGGCUCAGUCUCCCUCGAUAAACACCGAGCGCACCGCGGCGCCGCACCUCAGCCUAGCUCCGUAACCGCCGCGAACUGGAAGAAGAGCGGCAGCCGCCAGACUCUGGUGGUUCCACUGAAGAACGGCAGGCAGCCAGUCACACUUCCCCCGCCGACGCGUCGAUUGGAUUGGGUUAGUGAUCCAUCCAAAUUUGGGGUUGUUUUUUUUCGUUGAUUUUCCAAAAAGGAAGAAGGAUUGGGUGUUCAGCUGAACACCCAUGCCCACCGCUAAGUCCGCCUCUGCGCAGGAGGAGGGGAGAGAGGGGUUGUUCGCGUCAUGCUCCUUCUCCGACCUCGGCCUCCACCCUACCCUCUGCGCCCACCUCCAAGAUAAGAUGGGUUUCCAAGCACCAACCCGAAUUCAAGCUCAGGCAAUUCCGGUUGCCAUGUCAGGACAGCACAUGCUAGUUAAGGCAGCAACUGGAACUGGGAAAACACUCGCAUACCUUGCACCCAUUGUUCAACAUCUCCAGAUGAGAGAGCCUCGUGUCGAGAGAACUCAUGGAACUUUUGCGUUGGUACUUGUGCCAACGCGAGAGCUAUGCUUGCAGGUUUACGGGAUUGCACAGCAGUUGGUUCAUCGUUUUCACUGGAUUGUCCCUGGGUAUGUCAUGGGUGGUGAGAACAGAGCAAAAGAGAAAGCAAGACUGCGGAAAGGAAUAUCUAUUCUCAUUGCUACUCCUGGGCGCCUUCUGGACCAUUUACAGCAUACUUCGUCAUUUGUUUAUUCAAAUUUGCGCUGGAUAGUUUUUGAUGAAGCUGACAGCAUUCUUGAACUUGGUUUCGGAAAAGCAGUUGAGGAUAUACUGGAGCACUUGGGUUCAAGGAAUGGCGCUCCCGAUCAAAGUAAAAAUAAAGCAGAACAUAUGCAAAGGCAGAACCUUCUCUUAUCUGCUACUCUUAAUGAAAAGGUGAACCGGUUAGCCAAAAUUAGUUUGAAGAACCCAGUGAUGAUUGGCCUUGAUGAGAAGCCUUCGGGGAAAUCCAGUACGCUGGGGAACAGUCAUACUUCUCUAUUAUCUGAUGAUGAAGAGGACGAAAUACUGGAAAAGCAAAAUGAUUUAGUGGAACAAGCGGUUGAUGAUUUCAAUCUUCCUGCACAAUUGAUCCAAAGAUAUGUUAAAGUUUCAUGUGGUUCAAGGCUUGCAGUUCUUCUUACGAUUCUCAAAUCUCUAUUUGAAAGACAAGUCUCCCAGAAGGUUGUUGUUUUCUUGUCAACCUGUGUCUCGGUUGAUUUCCACCAUACAGUACUCAGCCAGCUUGAGUGGAGUCCUGGCCUGCAACUUGAUACGGAGAAAAAGCAAAAGUUUCUUAGCUGUAAAGUGUUCCGUUUGCAUGGUAACAUGGACCAGGAUGAUCGCAAGAAGUCAUUUUUGGGAUUUGGUUCUGAAAAAUCUGCAAUUCUUGUAUCUACCGAUAUUGCUGCUAGGGGCUUGGACUUUCCAAAAGUGAAGUGCAUCAUACAGUAUGAUUCUCCGGGGGAAGCUUCUGAAUAUGUUCACAGGGUUGGAAGAACAGCAAGGAUUGGUGAAAAGGGGGAGGCCCUCCUGUUUCUACAACCUGUUGAAAUCGACUACUUGAAAGAUCUAGAGCUACAUGGUGCAUCACUGACAGAAUAUCUCUUUCAAAAGGUUUUGGAUAGUUUUCCUGUAAAUGGACAGAAGCCUCACAAAAGAAAGCAAAUAUCUUUAGAUAUGCAUCCUUGGAUAAUGUCUCUGCAGAGAUCGCUAGAAAGUUUCGUCGCAGCGGAGGCUGAAACAAAGAAGCUUGCCAGGGAUGCCUUCUGUUCCUGGGUUCGUGCCUACACUGCCCACCGAGGUGAACUCAAGAAGAUUUUUAUGGUGAAGAAGCUCCACCUGGGACAUGUAGCAAGGAGCUUCGGUUUGAAGGAGCAGCCCUCGUUGGUUGGGAGGUCACACCAGGUGCAACUCAAGAAGAGGAAGAAAGAGCAGAAGCGUGAACGACCCGCCAAGAGGAGAAAGCUACCCUCUAAGAAGUGAAUUUCCAUAGCCGAAACAGUGUCGCUUGACUUGGAUGGUGGAUCACGAUCCACUCCAGUUUUGGAACUAACUGCGGUGACCUGAUGGUGAAUGCUCAACAGGGACCUUGUGAGACUUGCACACUAUGGCUAGGACUGGAGGGGGCCUAGACGAAAGCUAAUUUACUGCGAGGUUACAUGUUUGGAUAUUUGUUUGGAGUGUAGCAACUAGCAACAAAUGCACAAUAUUUCUUCAGACGAGACUACGCAUUACUGUAGUUGCCACCAGUGUUUUUCUUAAUCAUAAUCCCAGGCCUGCCUUUCUCCCCAUGCAAGCAAUCUGUAAACGACCGAUGUUUUAAAAUGGUAUGUUGAAUUGAUACAA
Molecule: messenger RNA, 2402 nt
Organism: Phragmites australis (common reed)
Lineage: Eukaryota; Viridiplantae; Streptophyta; Magnoliopsida; Poales; Poaceae
Product: DEAD-box ATP-dependent RNA helicase 17
Exons: 11
Coding region: 258-2039 (593 amino acids)
Biological process (GO): ribosome biogenesis
Cellular component (GO): nucleus
Molecular function (GO): RNA helicase activity; ATP binding; nucleic acid binding
Source: RefSeq, a predicted model, not a curated record